This is a messenger RNA of Antechinus flavipes (yellow-footed antechinus), 1010 nucleotides long. It is a transcript of the gene TMEM53, whose product is annotated as transmembrane protein 53. The coding region runs from base 136 to 972 and encodes 278 amino acids. The record is from RefSeq and is a predicted model, not a curated record. The transcript has 3 exons. Lineage: Eukaryota; Metazoa; Chordata; Mammalia; Dasyuromorphia; Dasyuridae.
GGCGGGGCGAAGAACUGGAAAGGGAGGGUCCCAGCGUGCGCGGAGCCCCGACCCAGUCCCGGGCACAGGGGACUCUGGCCCGGGAGGGAGGGAGGGUUCCCGGGAGGGAACCCUGGAAGGGCCUCACCACCCGCCAUGGGCUCCGACGACUUGGACGUGACCAUUCAGAUUCCGGAGCCGGUCUCGCGCUGUCAGGAAACAGGCCUAGACCCAGAGAGAAGGGAGAGAGGGAAUCAGCAGCCGGUGGUGAUUCUGCUGGGCUGGGGAGGCUGCACCGACAAAAACCUGUCCAAGUACAGUGCCAUCUACUUCAACAGGGGAUGCAUCGUGAUCCGCUACACGGCCCCCUGGCAGAUGGCCUUCUUCGCGGAGCCCUUCGGCAUCCCCUCCCUGCGCGGCCCUGCUAAGAAGCUGCUGGAGCUGCUCUUCGACUACGAGAUCGAGAAGAAGCCCCUGCUCUUCCACGUGUUCAGCAACGCGGGGGUCAUGCUGUACCGCUACGUGGUGGACCUGAUCCACACGCACCGCCAGUUCAGCCACCUGCGCGUGGUGGGCACCAUCUUCGACAGCGCCCCCGGCAACAGCAACGUGGUGGGCGCCCUGCGCGCGCUCUCCACCAUCCUGGAGAACAAGCGGCCAGCCCUGCGCGUCUUCCUGCUGCUGGCCUUCGCGCUGGCGGCCAUCCUGGUGAAGCUGCUGCUGGCGCCCAUCACCGCCAUCUUCCACAUCAACUACUACGACGCGCUCAUGAAGCAGUCGUCGCGCUGGCCCGAGCUCUACCUCUACUCCAAGGCCGACCGCAUCAUCCGGGCCAGCGACAUCGAGCACAUGGUGGUGGCGCGGCUGGAGCAGCAGGUGCUGGUGCGGGCCGUGGACUUCUCGGCCUCGGCCCACGUCAGCCACCUGCGGGACUACCCCACCUACUACACCAGCCUCUGCCUCUCCUUCCUCUACAACUGUGUGCACAUGUAGGGCCAAUAAAAGGGGCCCCCCUCCAGCUCGGGCUGUCA